Trichomycterus rosablanca is the source of this 4524-nucleotide messenger RNA. RefSeq names its product interleukin 6 receptor (gene il6r). The transcript has 11 exons. Gene Ontology annotation, biological process: cytokine-mediated signaling pathway. Gene Ontology annotation, cellular component: external side of plasma membrane; membrane. Gene Ontology annotation, molecular function: cytokine receptor activity; protein binding. Bases 43 to 1809 code for a protein of 588 amino acids. The record is from RefSeq and is a predicted model, not a curated record. Lineage: Eukaryota; Metazoa; Chordata; Actinopteri; Siluriformes; Trichomycteridae.
UAUAAACACAGCAGCUGGGCUAACUGAAGACUCACAAGAGUCAUGAGGGUCUGGACGGCACUUACUCUGUUCCUGCUGUGUGCGGCCAAAGUUCACUGUGAUUACAAGAAUUACAUGUGUCCCCGAAAAGAAUCCCCUCCUGGUGUUCUGACUUUGACCCAGGGCUCAGAAGUCAUCUUGGGCUGCAGAGGUGAUGUCACUGUGGACGCAGUUCCAUUAGCUGUCACUACAAAAACCAAAGAGAAAUCUCAAAAAGAAGCCGUGACAGAGCCCUUGAGAUCUUCAAACGGUAGAAAAAAUCUUGGUACCACAGGAAGUUACCCCACUGAAAUCAAAACUGUUGCAGUACAUGUCACUAUGAAUCCCAAUGGAAUAGAUGUUCAAAACAAGAGGGUGAAUGUUAACACUGCUAACCCACCUACCAUCACACCGAAUGGGAAUAUAAGGACUGGACAUGUUUUGUUGGGGAACACUCAAACCAUCCAGCACAACAGAAGUAGUAGAGUAUCAAGACAUGAAAAGGCUUUUAGCACGACUACGAACAGGGGCAUUACCUCGGAGACUAGCACCAGCACAAAAUAUGAAGAUUAUGACUAUGAAGACACGGAAGAAGGACUUAGGGUGACAAGGUCCAUUAGAAGGCGAGCACGCUGGACCAAAAAUGAUCAGCUCGUUCGAGAGGGCAUGGAAAAAGGUGGGGUUCUCAGACUCCCUGCCCUCCGAAUGGUCGACUCAGGGAACUACAGCUGCUAUAGGGGUGACAGGCUAGUUUCAUCAGUUAAAAUUAGUGUAGGCGUUUCUCCUGAGAGACCUACCUUGUCAUGCCACAAGAAAUCCCACACUAGCAAAAUCCGCUGUGAGUGGAUAUCCCGACAGCCCAUAAUCCCACGCCCUCAGUGUUACCUGCUUCUCAGGAAAGGAUUUGAAAAGUUCUCUCGUGUGAAUUGUUCAUACUCUCCCGGGCACUCUCGUUGCUGGUGUGCUUUACCCUGUGUGGAGGGUGACAGAAACUAUUAUGAUGCUAAACUCUGUGUAACCAACACAGUCGGAAAUGCCACCAGCCCUAGCUUCACCUACAUUCCGCCAGAUAUCAUUAAGCCAGACCCUCCGGCUCAGGUGUUAGUGAAACCAGUUGAGGGAGAACCUCACACUCUUUGUGUUACCUGGACUUACCCAUCCACUUGGAAGCAGAAUCACUUCUACAUUCUCCACUUCCAGCUAAGAUAUCGUCCUGUGCAGGCCUUAGAGUAUCAGCUAGUAUACAUAAGCACAGACAGUCUCAAGCACUUGUGGUUGAUUUCGGAUGCUCUGCCCAACACUCAGUAUGAGAUUCAGCUUCACGCUAAAGAUGAGUUUGAUGGUAUGUGGAGUGACUGGAGCAGUCCAGUGUAUGGACACACAUGGACAGCUCCUAAACCCACCAUGGCCAUUGACGUCUAUACCAGUCUGGAACCCUUUUGGAACCUUUAUGAAGAUGGGUCUGGUGAAUUGGAAGUAAAUCCUGGUGGUGUAAUUAGACCUGAAGCUGGCGGUUUUGGUAUAAUAUAUAUGUUAUGGGUGGUGGGACUCUGUCUUCUCAUCACCAUCAUCAUGCUCUCUGUAUAUUCCAUCAGACAAAAAGUGCAGUUCAUACCCAAAAUGACGAAAAAAAGUGUUCCCUCACCCUCUACAACUUCUACUCCUCCGCUCCUGGUGGCCCAAAGCCAGCACAACUUACCAUCUGAGGAGGAAAAACAAGGGGAGGCCAUCUACCUACAUAACGUGGAUUACUUUUUUUCCUCCUAUAUACUGGACACGUCAGAUGCUUGAGUGUAACUUGAGCUUGUCAGCUGAUGCCUAAUUUAUGUUACAAUGUUCACAGGCAAGGACAUUCAUACUGUACUGAAAUGAUUAAACAAAAGCUUCAAAAAUUUCAGCAGUGCCCGAAGCAAUAAGAGGUAGAGAUUAAACCCAGGGUCUGCAUGAACAGAUCAUUGUUAAGAAACACUCAUUAAUCUUACCCUGUGUCACCUUUUAACUGGGUGCUUUACAUUACAUUUGGUAGUCUGAGGAAGGCCAACACAAGUAAUAGAAGGACAAUUCAGUCAAGCGUGUUCCUCCAUGCAUUACGGCUCUGUGUAGGAAUGUGCCGCUGACUGGUAAAAAGAAGUACCUGAAGGCUUUUCUUGUAUUGCAAAGGCCAUGCGCUAGCCUGUGGAUAACGUGCAUAAGGCCAAGGAUUAUGAUGCAGUGGAAUUGGAAUGUCUGAAUGUCUAAAUGUACUUUUUAAAAAUCUGGCAAACUCUCUGCCAUCCGGCUGGGCGGCUACAUGAACAAUGAUUGGCUGUUGUUUAAAGCAGUGGUCCCCAACCACCGGGCCCUGGGUCAUUUAUUACCGGGCCACACAGAAAGAAUAAAUAAUUAGAGAUCGUCACAUCAGCAAUGAAAACACUGCUUUCCAUUUCCACAUGGCUGUUUAUCAUCUCAUAUCACCCCCAGGUGGAAGCAGCGUCUUGUUGCAGUGAAAAAAGCUCAUUUGUGUGCAGUAUAGUUUAUUCUAUUUUAAAUCCUCCCGCCCCGCCAGUCUGUGAAAUUUUAUCUGAUAUGAAACAGGUCCGUGGUGCAAAAUAGGUUGGGGAGCACUGGUUUAGAAGGUGGGAUUACCGGACCAGGGUUCCUCAUAACUGGUGCAAUUACGUCCUCUGCUGGCUGAUUGAUGGCGCCUGCGCAGAGUUGGGGAAUAAUGCUGAUCAGGGUGUGGCUCUUCAUGCACAAAGCUGAUUCGCAUAUGAACUCGCCUCGUGCAGGUGAAAAGAGGCAGUCGGUACUGUACACGUGUCGGAGGGGGAUGUGUCAGUUGUGAAGCUCCUCAGUCAGCAGUGGACGGUUGUAUCGGUACAGGUGCAGCAUAACACAGUCAGGGUAAUUGGAUACAACUAGAUCAGGGGAGAAAAAAAUCUGCCCAACUGGGACCACAACAGGGCACAUUUGCACACUUGCAGUUUAGCAAAAGCUUGCUGGCUGAACACUGAGCAUGCACAUGCAGUCCCUAAUAUUUGAGUUGACGUACUUAUCGAUUUGCUUUGUGUAGCUCUAAGGCUAAUGGAAACAAACUAGCCACAUUAGUGCCACCUUACCGCAGACGUAAUAUGUGUAAUAUAAAUGUAUGUAAAAUAUACAGUAUGUAAAAAAUAUGUAAAAAGCAGGCACUUGGGUAGAGCUGCGGUCUAUUCAAAUCUCAGGAUUUAAAUCUCAGCAGUGCUAUCGGCCAGUCACACUUCUACACAAACAUGAUUGGCAACUCUUGGGAGGAAUUCUGUCUUCUGUCAACUCUUGGGUCAUUCUCCUGACAUGGUGGUUGUGUGUUAGUGUGUGUUGUGCUGGAUCAGACACAGCAAUGCUGAUGGAGUUUUUAAACACCUCACUGUCAGUGCUGGACUAAGAAUAGUCCACCAACCAAAAAUAUAUCCAGCCAACAGCACCCUGUGGGCAGCGUCCUGUGACCACUGAUGAAGGUCUAGAAGAUGACCAACUCAAACAGCAGCAAUAGAUGAGCGAUCGUGUCUGACUUUACAUCUACAAGGUGGACCAACUAGGUAGGAGUGUCUAAUAGAGUGGACAGUGAGUGGACACGGUAUUUAAAAACUCCAGCAGUGCUGCUGUGUCUGAUCCACCCAUACCAGAACAACACACACUAACACACCACCACCAUGUCAGUGUCGCUGCAGUGCUGAGAAUGAUCCACCACCUAAACAAUACCUGCUCUGUGGUGGUCCUGUGGGGGUCCUGACCAUUGAAAAACAGGGUGAAAGCAGGCUAAAAAAGUAUGUAGAGAAACAGAUGGACUACAGUCAGUAAUUGUACAACUACAAAGUGCUUCUAUAUGGUAAGUGGAGCUGAUAAAAUGGACAGAGUGUAGAAACAAGGAGGUGGUUUUAAUGUUAAGGCUGAUCAGCGUAUGAAGCAUUACUAUAGAUAAAUCUGAUACAUUUGAGAUAUUCAAUAUACCAAGCUGUCAGUUUAUCUCUCUCUUUUUUCUCUCUUUCUCUGCCAUAUUUAGGUUUUACCACAGUGGAUCAUUCUGGCACAGUUUUUAUGCCAGAUGCCCUUAUUGACAAAACUUUCUUUACUUUUAUUCAGGCCUGGCACCAGCACUGAGAACGCACUGACAAGUGCACCUCCCAUGGCUAGGCUGUUUUAGCCAUAACACAUUCUCAGACAUUGUCAAACAUGUCUGUGUAGGCACCUGACUCACUGAUAGCACUGCUGAGAUUUAAACCCCGGAUCUUUGAGGUAGUGGGCCAGAGAGUUUUACCGCUGCGCCACCCGGGCGACCUCUCGGUCAGCUUUGAUACUGAUUGUAUAUUUGGCUCAUGUUGUAUAUUUUAAAUCCACCUACUGAUUUAUGUAUAUAUGCAGUUCUUGUUAAGCAAACUUUUAUCCAGGGGGGGAUUUGUUCACAAUUUAUAUUAAAAAGAGUCAUUAUAUUUUUAUAUAGCCCAAUCAUUUGAAAUAAAAAUGACUUAUUUUGUGGUACUUGUAAAA